This is a messenger RNA of Mya arenaria, 42879 nucleotides long. RefSeq names its product titin-like. NCBI's taxonomy places the organism in Eukaryota, Metazoa, Mollusca, Bivalvia, Myida, Myidae. The record is from RefSeq and is a predicted model, not a curated record. The transcript has 7 exons. Bases 1 to 42879 code for a protein of 14292 amino acids.
AUGAUGAUGGUGGUGGAAGUGGUGGUUGUGGUGGUGGUAGUGAUAAUGAUGAAGAUGGUGGUUUUGGUGGUAGUGGUGGUAGUGGUUGAAGAUGGUAAUACUGAUGAUGAUGAUGGUGGUAGUGGUUGUAUAGACGACAGGCGUCCGCUGAUCAGCCCCCGCCUCUCUGAUACCAGCAGACGAGUGGUGCUACACAGAGAGUAUGACAGGCUCGCCAAUUAUGCAAACGGCAUUUUCCAUGACCUCCCUCUCCGCGAGGUUCAAGUCAUCCACCGGUACCGGCCGACUGCUGGACCAACACACGAGCCCAAAUACCAGGGCUUCAGUCGACAUGUGGGGUCAAUACUCAAGUCCAAGGACUUCGUAGACUACUACAACCAGGAAGGUCUGCGAAACGCGUUAGAACAAGAAACCCAGCUUGACAGACGCUCCAAAACAGCAAAGAAAACUAGAUCGCCCGUACGGGGCGCACGUGUAAAGCAGACGACAAAAAGUGCCCGUGACGUCAGUAGGUCUCGUGACGUCACAGGGUCACGUCACACGACUUAUAGUACUAUAGAAGAUACUGUACCCCGAACGACGAGACAUGCCCUACCGCAAAAUCUGACGACCUGGGAGAGAGACCACAAGCAACUACCGCCGACGGCCCUGUAUCAGAGGGGCCUGCCGACGGGGAGCAUUGAUCGCCCUCCGUCCCCUAACUACAUCCCCCACCCCUCCAUCGACACCACCUCUUCAUACCCCCACAGCCAUGACCCAUACAGACCGCCUGACAUAGAAACACCUUCCUCACCCAAACUCCGCUUAAAGCGAUCUUUGUCAAUUUCGUCUAUAACUUCUUCGGUCAAAGUUUGCUUUGAUAGCGAAGAUAAGUCGGAUAAAGGAUUCACAGGAAGUACUCAGUCAAUUGAUAAAAAUAGCCCGGAAAUUAAUGACACUGGUGGACGCGACGUCAAAGAUGAUGCCAAGAUACCAAAUGACACAACUCCUUCAAAAGACGGGAAUGUCAAAAUAAGAAGUAGGUCAAAUAGUAUAGAGAUAAGAAAAGAAGAAACAAUACGUAACAACGAUCAGAGUUAUAAUGUCAAACAAAUAGUUGUCGUUUCUAGAAAUGAAAAGCAAGAACCGACCGCAAAAAAUGAAGAUACUCCAAAGCCAGAGGGGCAUUCAAUAUUGAAUGACACAUAUUCUACAGAUUUGGACCAACAUAACGGUGAUAUCUCGGAUUUAAAUUCCACCCAGAGAACUAUAACGCCGUCAUUUGACAAUCACUUAGAAGACACGUCUAAACAAGAAAAGGCAAAAGUUAAUGAAGUUAAAACUAAAGCUACAGAACCCACUUGUUCCACACCACAGUCGACCCCAAGGCCAGCAAAACUAGCCCCUCUUGAUCACACACCUGUGUCUAGUCCAAGAGAAGGAAGACGGACAACCAGAAGGAAACGGGGAUCUACUGGAAAGGACUCACCCACAACUGAUUCACCAAGACGAUCGAAAAAAUCUUCAAGAGAAAGCAAGGAACAACAAAACACAUCAGUGGAUUCUACUGGCAGUGCUUCUACUCCAAGGAAGCAGCUUGCACAAAGGAAGCUAGAAAAACAAAUAGCUAGUCGGAGUCCUCGAGUGAAUGACGAAAGUAGAAAAGCUCGAGUGAAUGACUCGAAAGUUUUCUAUGUUGUAGGAACCAAAGAAUCUAAAGGAAAAUGGGCAGCUAAGUCAGAGAUAGAAGAACAUGAUAAGCACGAAGAAUAUGACAAGUUAAGUCUACAGGAUAUUAAGUCGGCUGACACAGAAAAUGAAAAUGAUACUGACAGAAAUGUAACACAAGAAAAUGAAGUACCGAGACUUGAUCUAAGGACAGUAACGGACGUGACUGGGGAAACUGACGUCAAUAGGCAUGAGAACAAUAAUGUUAAUGAAAAACAUGAACACAUUAAUAACAAAGUUACAAGAACAGUCAAUAUGCAAGAAGAAAUGACAUUUACUCCUGCAGUAGAUCAAAAUAACUCAGCAGUUACAAAACGAGACAUUUGCAUUGAUACAACUGAACCAGACGAAAAGGCAAACGAAGUUAUCUAUGAAGAUGAUUUUGAGGAAGUAUCAGAUGAAGAAAAAUCAGUCCCUAAGGUGAAGGAGAAAGGCAUUUAUGAUGAAGAACCUAUCAGUCUAGACAAUGAAGUACGAAAGAAAACCUCAAAAAUAGAGACAGGUGUUGAACUACAAUCUGAUACAAACCGUGUAGUUGUAAAGAGCGCGGCCACAAGUGACAUAUACAAUGCUCGGGACAUGGAUGUGGUAAAUGUAAGCAAGGAAGAACUAGAGAUAAAAACACAGCAUCCAAAGGAAAGCCAAGGUCAGAGUAUAGGUACGGUAGUUAUAUCAAAUUCAACAAUCAAUACCCUUGUCAUUUCUAGCGACACUGCUCUGGAUCUAAGCAAGUUGAACACAAUGGGUGUAAAGUCAGAGGAGCCCUCUGAUGUAUAUCAAAGUGGGAAAACACAAGAAACAACUGAUGACUUGCCUACACCGGAUGUUGUCUCUGACCCAAAAAUUAUAGAUGACAUUCUCCCAGAACCAGACGUGCUGUCAGAGACUGACAAACCUUCUGAUGCUGCUAAAGUGAGGAAUGUAGUACAGCAAGGUACACUGAACGGUGAUGCAGUUAAUAGGCGCACCGGGAAGCUUGCACUUAUAGAUGAAAGGGUAAUAGAGCUCAUGUCAACGGAAAUGCAAACAAUUUGUGAGGGAUCUACACAGACUGAAAAUUCAGUGCAUGUACAGACAAUCUCUGAAGCACAAACACAAACAUUCACAUCUAAAGAAGAACACACAAACAAUGAACCAGAAGCAAUUGAAGGCAAAUCACUAAAUAAUGCAACAGUUAUUCUAGCGAAAACAGAUAGCGAACAUCUAUCUGAGCUGAUUCAUGGCAAAGUAACUGAACGUAUAGUUAGAGAAGACAAAGUACCAGCAACUAAAGCAACAGAAGACAAAGUACUUAAACUUGAAGUGACAGCAGACAAAGCAGCGCAACAUAAUGUAAUAGAAGACAAAGAAUCUGAACCUGAAUUGUCAGAAGACAAGGAAAUGGAACCUGAAACAACCAAGCAUAAAGUGUCUGAGCUUGAAGAACCAGCAGACAAAGUAUUGGAAUCUGAAGAGAAAAAAGAUAAAGCACCGGAACCAGAACCAACUGAAGACAAAGUACCACCAGAACAUGAACAGACAGAUGACAAAAAAUCGGAACAUGAAGUCACAGAAUGCAAAGAAAAGGAACCUGAAGUAACGGAAGACAACGUAUCCAAUCCCGAAGUGACAGAAGACAAGGCAAUGGAAUCCGAAGUACCUGAAGACAAAGUGGUUACACUUGAAGUCACAGAGGACAAAGUAUCGGAACUUGAAGUGACAGAAGACAAAGUAUCCGAGCCUAAAGUAACAGAUGACAAAGUGCCGGAACAUGAAGCGACAGAAUAUAAAGUACCGGAACCAGAAACAACAGAAGACCAAGUACGAGAACAUGAAAUGACAGAAGACAAGUUACCGGAACAGGAAGUAACGGAAGACAAAGCAGCGGAACCUGAAGCGACCGAGGAUAAAGUGCAUGCAUUUGAAGCAACAGAACACAAAGUAUCGGAACCCGAAGUGAAAGAAGAAAAUGUUACAGGAACUGAAACAAUAAAAACUCAAGUGCAUGAAAAAUCAGAAGACAAAGUAUUCGAACCUGAAAUUUCAGAAGAAAAGGAAACGGAAUCUGAAGGAACCGAAUUCAAAGAGCCUGAACUUGAAGUAACGGAAGACACAGUGUCGGAACCUGAAGUAAUAGAAGACAAAGUGUCUGAAACUGAAGUUAUAGUAGACAAAAUCUCGAGACCUGAAGAAACAGAAGAUACAGCACCGGAACCAGAAAUAACAGAAGACAAAGUUACAGAACCAGAAGCAAUAGAAGAUAAAGUGCAAGAACCUGAUAUGACAAAGAAUAAAACACCAGAACAUGAAGUGACAGUAGACAAAGAACCGACAAGUGAAGUAACAGGAGGUAUAGAAGAUGCACCUCAAGUUACAAAAGACAAAGUAAUGAAACCUGAAGUACCAGAAGGAAAGGUACAAGGCAAAGAGACAAAAGACAAGGUACCGGACUCUGAAAUGACAGAAUGCAAUGUUACUGUACAUGCAGCAACAGACGACAAAGUUACAGAACCUGAAACUACAGACCAAGAAGUACCGGAACAAGAAGUGACAGAAGACAAAGCAGCAAAACCUAAAAUGACAGAAGACAAAGUUCCUGAACCUGAAGUAACAGAAAACAAACCUACUGAACCCGAAGAAACGGCGGACAAAGCACCUGUAUCUGAAGCAACAGACGACAAAAUAACGAAAACUGAAAUAACAUACGAAAAUGUUCCGGAACAAGAAGUUAAGGAAGACAUGGACACAGAGCUAAAAGUGACAGAUGACCAAGUACCACAAGACGAAUUUCCAGAAUCUGAGGUGAAAGAAAAUAAAGUAUCGGAAACUGAAGUGACAGAUGACAAGAUACAUGAAACUAAAACGACAGAAGAUAAGAUACCAGAAACAGUAGUGACAGAAGACAAGGUACAUAUAGCUGUUGUGACGGAAGACAAGGUACCGGAAACUGAAGUGACAGAAGAUAAGGUACCGGAAACUGAAAUGCCAGAAGACAAGGCAUCUGAAACGAAAGUGACAGAAGACAAGAUACCUGUAACUGAAGUGACAGAAGACAAGGUACCUGAAACUGAAGUGACAGAAGACAAGGUACCUGAAACUGGAGUGACAGUAGCCAAGGUACCUGAAACUGUUGUGACGGAAGACAAGGUACUAGAAACAGAAGUGACAGGAGACAAGAUACCUGAAACUGAAGUUACACAAGACCAGGUGCCUGAAACUGAAUCGAUAAAAGACAAGAAAACUAAAAUUGAAUUGACAGAAGACAAAGUACCUGAAACAGAAGUGACAGAAGCCAAGGAACCUGAAACUAAAGUGACAGAAGAGAAUGUACCGGAAUCUGAACUGACAGAAGAGAAUGUACCGGAAACUGUUGUGACAACAGACAAUGUACCUGAAACUGAAGUUACAGAAGAUAAGGUACCUGAAACUGAAGUGAAAGAAGAUAAGGUACAUGAAACUGAAGUGACAGAAGACAAGAAAACUGAAAUUAAAGUGACGGAAGAAAAGGUACCUGAAACUGAGGUAACAGAAGCCAAGCUUCCUGAAACUGUUGUGACGGAAGACAAGGUACGGAAAACUGCAGUGACAGAAGACAAGAUGCCUGAAAGUGAAAUAACAGAAGAUAAGGUACCGGAAACUGAAGUGACAGAAGACAAGGUACCUGAAACUGAAGUGACAGAAGACAAAAUACCUGAAACUGAAGUGACAGAACACCAGGUACCUGAAACUGAAGUGACAGAAGACAAGAUACCUGAAACUGAAGUGACAGGAGACAACAAAACUAAAAUUGAAUUAAGAGAAGACAAGAUACAUGAAACUGAAGUGACAAAAGACCAGGUGCCUGAAACUGAAUCGACAGAAGACAAGAAAACUGAAAUUGAAUUGACAGAAGACAAGGUACCUGAAACAGAAGUGACAGAAGCCAAGGAAACUGAAAUUGAGGUGACAGAAGAGAAUAAACCUGAAACUGAAGUUACAGAAGCCAAGCUACCUGAAACUUUUGUGACAGAAGACAAGGUACGGAAAACUGAAGUGACAGAAGAAAAGGUACUGGAAACUAAAGUUACAGAAGACAAGAUAUCUGAAACUGAAGUGACGGAAGAUUUGGUACCUGAAACUGAAGUGACAGAAGACAAAGUACCGGAAUUUGAAGUGACAAAAGACAAGGUACCUGAAACUGAAGUGACAGAAGAUAAGGUAUCGGAAACUGAAAUGCCAGAACACAUGAUACCUGAAACUGAAUUCACAGAAGACAAGGUACCGGAAACUGAAGUGACAGAAGAUAAAAUACCGGAGACUGAAGUGACAGAAGACAAAGUACCGGAAACUGAAGUGACAGAAGACAAGUUACCUGAGACUGAAGUGACAGUAGAUACGGUACCGGAAACUGAAGUGACAGUAGACAAGGUAGCUGAAACUGUUAUGACGGAAAACAAGGUACCAGAAAAGGAAGUUACAGGAGACAAGAUGGCUGAAACUGUUGUGACGGAAGACAAGGUACAGGAAACUGAAGUAACAGAAGACAAGGUACCAGAAACUGAAGUGACAGAAGAUAUGGUAUCGGAAACUGAAGUGACAAAAGACAAGAUACCUGAAACUGAAGUGAUAGAAGACAAGAUACCUGAAACUGAAGUGACAGAUGACAAGGUACCGGAAACUGAAGUAACAGAAGACAAGGUACCGGAAACUGAAGUGACAGAAGAUAAAAUACCGGAGACUGAAGUGACAGAAGACAAAGUACCGGAAACUGAAGAGACAGAAGACAAAGUACCGGAAACUAAAGUGAAAGAAGAUACGGUACCGGAAACUGAAGUGAAAGAAGACAAGGUAGCUGAAACUGUUAUGACGGAAGACAAAGUUCCAGCAAAGGAAGUGACAGGAGUCCAGAUAGCUAAAACUGUUGUGACGGAACAGAGGGUAUCGGAAACUGAAGUAACAGAAGGUAAAGUACCGGAAACUGAAGUGACGGAAGACAAGAUACCUGAAAAUGAAGUGACAGAAGACCAGGUACCUGAAACUGAAGUGACAGAAGACAAGAUGCCUGAAAGUGAAGUUACAAAAGACAAGAUACCUGAAACUGAAGUGACAGAAGAACAGGUGCUAAAAACUGAAGCGACAGAAGACAAGAAAACUGAAAUUGAAGUGACAGACGAUAAGGUACCUGAAACUGGAGUGACAGAAGCCAAGGUACUUGAAACUGUUGUGACGGAAGACAAGGUACCAGAAACGGAAGUGACAGGAGACAAGAUACCUGAAACUGAAGUAACACAAGAGAAUGUACCAGAAACUGAAGUGACAGAAGACAAGGUACCCCCAACUGAUGUGACAGAAUAUAAGGUACCGGAAACUGAAGUAACAGAAGAUAAGUUACCGGAAUCUGAAGUGACGGAAGACAGGGUACCAGAUACUGAAGUGACAGAAGAUAAGGUACCUGAAACUGAAGCGCCAGAAGACAUGAUACCUGAAACUGAAGUGACAGAAGACAAGAUAUCUGAAACUGAAGUCACAGAAGAUUUGGUACCUGAAACUGAAGUGACGGAAGAAAAGAUACCUGAAACUGAAGUGACAGAAGACAAGAUGCCUGAAAGUGAAGUGACAGAAGACAAGGUACCUGAAAGUGAAGUUACAGAAGACAAGAUGCCUGAAAGUGUAGUGACAGAAGACAAGGUACCUGAAAGUGAAGUUACAGAAGACAAGAUGCCAAAAAGUGAAGUUACAGAAGACAAGGUACCUGAAACUGUUGUGACGGCAGACAAGGUCUCAGAAACCGAAGUGACAGAAGACAAGGUACCUGAAAGUGAAGUUACAGAAGACAAGAUGCCUGAAAGUGUAGUGACAGAAGACAAGGUACCUGAAAGUGAAGUUACAGAAGACAAGAUGCCAAAAAGUGAAGUUACAGAAGACAAGGUACCUGAAACUGUUGUGACGGCAGACAAGGUCUCAGAAACCGAAGUGACAGGAGACAAGAUACCAGAAACUAAAUAUACACAAGAGAAUGUGCCAAAAUCUGAAGUGACAGAAGACACGGUAACCGCAACUGAAGUGACAGAAGAUAAGGUACCGGAAACUGAAGUAACAGAAGAUAAGUUACCGGAAUCUGAAGUGAAGGAAGACAAGGUACUGGAAACUGAAGUGACAGAAGACAAGGUACAUGAAACUGAAGCGCCAGAAGACAUGAUACCUGAAACUAAAAUGACAGAAGAUAAGAUACCUGAAACUGAAGUGACAGAACACAAGAUGCCUGACAGUGAAGUAACAGAAGACAAGGUACCGGAAACUGAGGUUACAGAAGACAAGGUACCUGAAACUGAAGUGACAGAAGACAAGGCACCUGAAACUAAAGUGACAGGAGAAAAGGUACCGGAAACUGAAGUGACGGAAGACAAGGUACAAGAAACUGAAGUGACAGAAGUAAAGGUACUAGAAACUGAAGUGACAGAAGACAAGGUACCUCCAACUGAUGUGACAGAAGACAAGGUAACUGAAACUGAAGUGACAAAAAACAAGAUACCUAAAACUGAAGUGACAGAAGACAAGGAGCCUGAAACUGAAGUGACAGUAGACAAGAUACCUGAAACUGAAGUGACAGAAGACAAGGUAACUGAAACUGAAGAGACAGAAGAUUUGGUACCUGAAACUGAAGUGACAGAAGAAAAGAUACCUGAAAAUGAAGUGACAGAAGACAAGAUGCCUGAUAGUGAAUUGACAGAAGACAAUGUACCGGAAACUGAAGUUACAGAAGACAAGGUACCUGAAACUGAAGUGACAAGAGAUAAGGUACCGGAAACUGAAGUGACGGAAGACCAGGUGCCUGAAACUGAAUCGACAGAAGACAAGAAAACUGAAAUUGAAUUGACAGAAGACAAGGUACCUGAAAUUGAAGUGACAGAAGACAAGAUGCCUGAAAGUGAAGUGACAGAAGAUAAGGUACCUGAAAGUGAAGCUACAGAAGACAAGAUGCCUGAAAGUGAAGUGACAGAAGAAAAGGUACCGGAAACUGAAGUGACAGAAUACAAGAUAUCUGAAACUGAAGUGAUAGAAGAACAGGUGCCAAAAAGUGAAGUUGCAGAAGACAAGGUACCUGAAACUGUUGUGACGGAAGACAAGGUAUCAGAAACGGAAGUGACAGGAGACAAGAUACCAGAAACUGAAUGUUCACAAGAGAAUGUGCCAAAAUCUGAAGUGACAGAAGACAAGGUAACCGCAACUGAAGUGACAGAAGAUAAGGUACCGGAAACUGAAGUAACAGAAGAUAAGUUACCGGAAUCUGAAGUGACGGAAGACAAGGUACUGGAAACUGAAGUGACAGAAGACAAGGUACAUGAAACUGAAGCGCCAGAAGACAUGAUACCUGAAACUGAAAUGACAGAAGAUAAGAUACCUGAAACUGAAGUGACAGAAGACAAGAUGCCUGACAGUGAAGUAACAGAAGACAAGGUACCGAAAACUGAAGUUACAGAAGACAAGGUACCUGAAACUGAAGUGACAGAAGACAAGGCACCUGAAACUAAAGUGACAGGAGAAAAGGUACCGGAAACUGAAGUGACGGAAGACAAGGUACAAGAAACUGAAGUGACAGAAGUAAAGGUACCAGAAACUAAAGUGACAGUAGACAAGGUACCUGAAACUGAAGUGACAGAAGACAAGAUAACUGAAACUGAAGUGACAAAAGACAAGAUACCUAAAACUGAAGUGACAGAAGACAAGGUGCCUGAAACUGAAGUGACAGCAGACAAGGUACCUGAAACUAUUGUGACGGAAGACAAGGUACCGGAAACUGAAGUGACGGAAGAUAAGGUUACGAAAACUGAAUUGACAGAAGACAAGAUAGCUGAAACUGAAGUGACGGAAGAUAAGGAACCUGAAACUGAAGUGACAGAAGACAAGGUACCUGAAACUGAAGUGACAAAAGACAAGAUACCUGAAAUUGAAGUGACAGAAAAAAAGGUACUGGAAACUGAAGUGUCAGAAGACAAGAUACCUGAAACUGAAGUGAGAGAAGACAAGUUUCCUGAAACUGAAGUGACAGACUACAAGGUAGCUGAAACCGUCGUGACGGGAGACAAAGUACCGGAAACUGAAGUGACAGAAGAUAAAGCACCGGAAACUGAAGUGCCGGAAGACAUGAUACCUGAAACUGAAGUGACAGAAGACCAGGUGCCUGAAAUUGAAGUGAGAGAAGACAAAAUGCCUGAAAGUGAAGUGACAGAAGAUAAGGUACCGGAAACUGAAGUGACAGAAAACAAGAUACUUGAAACUGAAGUGACAGAAGACAAAGUACCGGAAAAAGAAAUGACAGAAGACAAGGUAAUUGAAACUGAAGUGACAGAAGACAAGGUGCCUGAAACUGAAGUGAUGGGAGAUAAGGUACUUGAAACCGAAGUGUCAGAAGACAAGAUACAUGAAGCUGAAAUGACAAAAGACAAGGUGCCUGAAACUGAAGUGACGGAAGACAAGUUACCUGAAACUGUUGUGAAAGAAGACAAGUUACUUGAAACUGUAGUGACAGAAGACAAGAUUCUGGAAAUUGAUGAGACAGAACUCAAGUUACCGGAAGAGAAGGUUACGGAAAGGAAAGAGACAAAAGACAAAUUAACGGAAACUGAAUUGACAGAGGACAAAUUGUCGGACACUGAAAUGAUAGUGGUCAAGGUAUCGGAAACUGAAGUGACAAAAGACAAAGUACUGGUCCCUGAAGUUGUAGUAGAGAUGGUACUGGAAUCUGAAGUAACCGAAGACAAUGUACCGGAAACUAAAGUAAGAGUGGACAAGGUACUGGAUACUGAAGUGACAGAAAACAAAGUAACGGACACUGAAAUGAUGGAAGACGAAAUUUCGAAAACUAAAUUGACAGAAGACAAAUUACCGGAAACCGAGGCGACAGAAGACAAAGUUCUUGAACCUGAAGCACCAAAAGACAAAGUGAGAGCAGACAAGUUGACUGACCGUGAAACAGAAGAAAAAUCACCUGAAAAGAUAGAAUACAAGGUACCGGAAAAUAAAUUUUUAGAAGACAAGCUUACGGUUACUGAAGUGAUUAAAUACAAAGAACCGGAACCCGAAGUGGCAAAAGAAAACUUCCCGGAACAUGUAGAUACGGAAGACAAGGAACCGGAAACGGAAUUAGCAGAAAACAAAAUACCGGAACCUGAACUGACAGAAUACAAAUUACCAGAAACAAAAGUAACAGUAGACAAAUUACAAGAAGCAGAAGUAGCUGAAGACAAAGUUACAGCACCUGAACUGUCGAACAACAAGGUAACAGCACUUCAUGAAACGAUAGACAGAAUUAAAAAAUCUGAACUGUUAGAAGACAAGGUAACUGAACAAGAAGUCACAGAAAACAAAGUACUGGAACCAGAUUUUACAGGUACCAAAAUUUCUGAGCCAGAAGUAACGGAAAACAAUGUUUCCGAUCCUGAAAGGGCAGAAGAAAAAGUAAGUGAACCUUCGGUUACAAAAGACAAAGAACCAGAAGCAGAAGUUACAGAAUACAAUGAGCCUGAGGAAGCAGAAGUCAAGGUACAAGAACCUGAUUUGACAAACGAAGAGGUACCGGAGCCUAAAGUAACAGAAUUCAAUGUAUCAAAAGCGGAAGUAAUGGAAUACAAAGUAUCGAAACCAGAAAUGAAAGAAGACAAAGUAUCAGAACCUAAAGAAACAAAAGAGAAAGUGCCUGAACCUGAUUUGACAGAAAACAAAGAACCAAAGCUAGCAGAAGUCAAGGUACAAGAACCUGAUUUGACUAACGAAAAAGUACUGGAGCCGAAAGUAACAGAUUACAAUGUAUCAGAAGCGGAAGUAUUGGAAGACAAGGUACCGAAACCCAAAAUAAAGGAAGACAAGGUAUCAGAACCUAAAGAAACAAAAGAGAACGUGCCUGAGCCUGAAAUAGCAGAAGACAAUAUACCGAAACCCGAGAUUUCAGAAAAAAAAGAUGUUGACAUACUAAGAAGGAAAGCACAAGAACGUGAAAAAUCUCAAAAAGUUGUAAAUGUAUCUGAAAUAUCAAACUAUAAUGAAACAGAUGAAAAAGAACAAUCGAAUACCAAUAUUGUUUUAUUUGGGCCAGCUUGUGAACCAGUAGAAGCAAUUUCAUUCGAGUCACUGCAUCAAGAUAUAUUUCCAAAUGAUACUCCAAUAGGUUAUUCCCACUAUGAAAGACAAACUCGUCAACCAUUAAACGAUACGCUGUUUAUACCUAUAAAUAUUACAUCACAUACCGAUACCGACGAAAUAUUACCUGGGGACAAAGGCAUUGAGAUCAAUAAAGAUAAGGGUACAGAACCCGUGAAAAUAGCAGAUAAACGCGAGACCGUGGUCAUUGAGACAACUGAAGACAAGGAGCAGGACAUCGGGGUCACUAAGACCACGGAAGACAAGGAACCAGAGGCCGAGGUAUCUGAGAUCACUGAAGGUAAGAAACCAGAGGCCGAAUCUAGUGAAGAAAAAGAAUCAAAGGCAUUGGUAGUGUUAUCUGAAAACAUGCAACUAGAGACCGAGGCCGCUGAAAUCACUGAUCACAUGGACUCAGAGGUAAAUGUCACUCAGAUAAAUGAGUUCCUAGAAGACAAGAAACCAAAGGCCGCGGUUACUGAGAUGACUGAAGAUAAGGAACCAGAAUUUGAUGUCACUGAAGAUAAGCAAUCAGAGGCCGAGGUCAAUGACGACAAAAAACCAGACGCCGAGGUCACUGAGAUCAUUGAGGAUAAGGUAACCGAGACAAACGUUAAUGGAAUCACUGAAGACAAAGAACAAGAGACAAAGGUAACUGAGAUUACUGAAGACAAGGAACCGGAGGCCAAGGUAACUGAGAUUACUAAAGACAAGGAACCGGAAGCCGAGGUAAGUGAGAUCAUUGAGAACAAAGACAAAAAGGCCAAGGACACUGACAUCACUGAAGACAAGGCACGAGAGCACGAACAGAAUGAGAUCCCUGAAGACAAUGAACAACAGGCUAAGGUCACUGAGCUCACUGAAGACAGGGAACCAGAGGCAAAGGUCACUGAGAUCACUAAAGAAAUAAAAUCAGAGUCUGAGGACAUUGAGGACAAGAAACAAAAGUCCGUGGUCACUGAAGACAGGGAACCAAAAGUUGAGGCCAAUGAGAUCACUCAAGAAUGGAAACAUGAGGCCGAAGUCACUGACAUUUGUGAAGACAAACAACAAGAGACCGAGACUACUGAAGCCAAAGAAGCAGAGGUCGAUGUCACUGAGAUCAUUGAGGACAAGGAACAAGACGUCAAGGUAACAGAGAUCUCUGAAGAUCAAGAACAAGAGGAAGAAAUGACUGAGACUUUUAAAGACAAUGGGCAAGAGGCGAAGGUUACUGAGAUUAUUAAAGACAAAGAUUUGGAGGUCAAUAUCACUAGGAAAACACAACAAGUGGCCAAGGCGAUUCACAUCACUGAAGACAAGGAAUCAGAUGCCGAGUUCACUGAAGACAAGGAACCAAAUGCAGAGGCCGCUGAAGACAAUAAACCAGAAGCCGAAGUCACUAAGACCCCUGACGACGAGGAUCAAGAGGCCAAGUUCACUGAGAUCAGUAAAGACAAAGAACAAGAGGCCGAUAAUACUGAAGACAAGGAUCCAGAGGUCGAGGUAAGUGAGGUCAAUGAGGACAAGGAACAGGAAGCCACUGAGAUCAGUGAAAACAAAACACAAGAGGUCGAGACUAUUGAAGACAGGGAAUCAGAGGCACAUAUCACUGAUAUCACUGAGGACAAGAACCAGGAAGACAAACUCACUGAGAUCACUGAGAAUGCAGAAACAGAUUCCGAAUUCAGUGUGGUCAAUAAAGACAAGGAAAAAGAAGCGAAGAUCACUGACAUCACUGAAGACCAAAAACGAGAUGCAAUACCCAUGUUCAACGAAAAAACUAAAGAUCAGGAAGCAGAGAACAUGGUCACUGAAGACAAGGAACAAGAGACCGAGGUCAUAGAGAUCAGAAAGGACAAUGAACAAUAUGCCAAGGUCACUGAGAUUAGUAAAGAAAAUAAACAAGAGACCUUGGGUCCUGAAUACAAGGAAGGAGAUGCCAAGGUCAUUGUAAACACCGAGGACAAGAAACCAGAGGCCAAGGUCAUUGAGACCACUGACGACGAGGAACAAAAGGCAAAUGAUGGUGCAAUCACGUAUGACAAGGAACAAGAGGCCGAGAUUAUUGAAGAGAAAGAACCAGAGGCCACUGAGGACAAAACACAAGAGGCCAAGGUCACAGAGAUUUUUGAAGACAAAGAACAAGAGGCCGAGAGUACUGAAGAUAUUAAACCAGAGGCCGAGGUAAAUGAGAUCACUGAUGUCAAGGAACAAAAAGCAAAGCUCACUGAGGUCACUGGAGAACAACAUCAAGAGGGCAAACUGACUGAAAUUCCUGAAGACAAAGGACACGAGGGGAAGGUAACUGAGAAUACUGAAUACAAGGAAUCAGAGCCCGAGGUUAUUGAGGACAAAGAACAUGAGGCCGAGGACACUGACAUCACUGAACACAAGGAACCAGAGGCCGAUGUUACUGAAGACAAGCAACCAGAGGCCGACUUGACUAAGUUCACUGAGGACAAGUCACAGGAGACCAAGGUAACUGAUAGCACUACCGUAAAGGAAAUAGAAGCCGAGGUGACUGAUAUAACUGAAGAUAUGAAAGCAGAGGCCAAAGACACUAAGAUCACAGAAGGCAAGGAACCAAAACACGAGGUCAUUGAGAUCACUGAGGAAAAGGAACAAGAGGCAAAUGACAUCAAUAUUACUGAUGAUAACAAAUUAGAAGAGGUGAUUGAAGAGAAGGAACCAAAGGCCACUGAGGACAAGGAACAAGAGGCCAAGGUCACUGAAAUCCCUGAUGACAAGGAACAAGAGGUCAAGGUGACUGAGCUCACUGAAGAUCAAGAUCAAGAGGGCGAACUGUCUGAAAUUCCCGAAGAAAAUGAACACGAGGCGAAAGUGACUGAGAUCAGUGAAGAUACACAACAAGAGGCCGAGGCUAAUGAAGACAAGGAACCAGAUGCCGAGGGAACUGAAAUCCCUGAUGACAAGGACCAAGAGGUCAAGGUCACUGAGAUCACUGAAUACCAAGAUCAAGAUCGCGAACUGACUGAAAUUCCCGAAGCAAAUGAACAUGUGGGGAAGGUGACUGAGAUCAGUGAAGACACACAACAAGAGGCCGAGGCUAAUGAAGACAAGGAACAAGAGGUCAAGGUCACUGAGAUCACUGAAGACCAAGAUCAAGAGGGCGAACUGACUGAAAGUCCCAAAGAAAAAAAACACGAGGCGAAGGUGACUGAUGUCACUGAAUACAAGAAAUCAGAGACCGAAGUUACUGAGGACAAGAAACAAGAGGUCAAUGAUACUAACAUCACUGAAGACAAGAACCAAGAGGCCGUGGACACUGAAGACAAGCAACCAGAGGCCGAGUUGUCUAAGAUCACAGAGGACAAGGAACAAGGGGCCAUGGUCACUGAGUUUAGUGAAGACAGACCACAAGAAGCCGAGGCUAAUGAAGAUAAGGAACCAGAGGCCGAGGUAACUGAGAUCACUGAGGACAAGGAAGAAGAGGCCAAGCUCUCUGAAAUCAAUGAAGAUACGGAAUCAGAGGUGACUGAGACUACUGAGGACACACAGCAAGGGGCUGAGACUACUGAAAAAAAGGAACCAGAUGCCGAGGUUACUGGGAUCACAAACUACAAUGGACAAGAGGCCAAUGUCUCUGAGAUCAAUGAAGACAAGCAAUCAGAGGCCGGGGUGACUGAGAUAACUGAAGACAUGGAAGCGAAAGUCGGUGAGAUCACGGAAGACCAAUAUCAAGAGGGCGAACUGACCCAAAUUCAUGAAGACAAAGGACACGAGGGGAAGGUAACUGAUAUCACUGAAUACAAGGAAUCAGAGCCCGAGGUUACUGAGGACAAAGAAUAUGAGGCCGAGGUCACUGACAUCACUGAACACAAGGAACCAGAGGCCGAGGUUACUGAAGACAAGGAACCAGAAGCCGAGUUGACUAAGAUCGCUGAGGACAAGGAACAAGAGACCAAGGCCACUGAUAACACUCAAGAAAAGGAAUUAGAAGCCGAGGUGACUGCUAUAACUGAAGAUAUAAAAGCAGAGGCCAAAGUCACCGAGAUCACAGAAGGCAAGGAAUCAGAAUACAAGAUAAUUGAGAUCACUGAGGAAAAGGAACAAGAGGCAAAUGAUAUCGAUAUCACUGAUGAUAACAAAUUACAAGAAGAGGUCAUUGAAGAGAAGGAAUCAGAGGCAACUGAGGACAACAAACACGAGGCCAAGGUCACUGAAAUCAAUGGAGGCAAACAACAAGAGGCCAAAGCUAAUGAAGACAAGAACCCAGAGGCCGAGGUAACUGAAAUCCCUGCUCACAAGGGACAUGAGGUCAAGGUCACUGAGAUCAUUGAAGACCAAGAUCAAGAGAGCGAACCGAUUGAAAUUCCCGAAGAAAAUGAACACGAGGCGAAGGUGACUGAGAUUAGUGAAGACACACAACAAGAGGCCGAGACUAACGAAGACAAGAACUUAGACUCCGAGGUGACUGAGAUCACUGAGGACAAGGAACAAGAGGCCAAGAUCACAGAAAUUAGUGAAGGCACACACCAAGAGGCCGAGGCUAAUGAAGACAAGGACCCAGAGGCCGUAGUAACUGAAAUGCCUGAUGACAAGGAACAUGAGGUCAAGGUCAAUGAGAUCACUGAAGACCAAGAUCAAGAGGGCGAACUGACUGAAAUUCCCGAAGAAAAUGAACACGAGGCAAAAGUGACUGAGAUCAGUGAAGACACACAACAAGAGGCCGAGGCUAAUGAAGACAAAGAACCAGAGGCCGAGGUAUUUGAGAUCAUUGAGGAUAUCGAACAAGAGGCCAUGGUAACUGAAAUGAGUGAAGGCUCAAACCAAGAGGCCGAGGCUAAUGAAGACAGGGAACCAGAGACCGAGGAAACUAAAAUCCCUGAUGACAAGGAACAUGAGGGCAAGGUCAUUGAGAUCACUGAAGACCAAGAUCAAGAGAGCGAACAGACUGAAAUUCCCGAAAUAAAUAAACAAGAGGCUAAGGUCACAAAAUUCAGUGAAUGCACACAACAAGAAGCCGAGGCUUAUGAAGACAAGGAACCAGAGGCCGAGGUAACUGAAAUCCCUGAUGACAAGGAACAUGAGGUCAAGGUCACUGAGAUCACUGAAGACCAAGAUCAAGAGAGCGAACCGACUGAAAUUCCCGAAGAAAAUAAACACGAGGCGAAGGUGACUGAAAUCAGUGAAGACACACAACAAGAGGCCGAGGCUAAUGAAGACAAGGAACCAGGGGCCAAUGAAACUAAAAUCCCUGAUAACAUGGAACAUGAGGUCAAGGUCAUUGAGAUCACUGAAGACCAAGAUCAAGAAAGCGAACCGACUAAAAUUCCCAAAGAAAAAAAACAAGAGGCCAAGGUCACAAAAAUCAGUGAAGGCGCACACCAAGAGGCCGACAAUAAUAAAGACAAGGAACCAGAGGCUGAGGAAACUGAGAUCACGGAGGACAAGGAAGAAGAGGCCAACCUUUCGGAGAUCAAUGUUCAUAAGGAAUUAGAGGCCGGGGUGACUGAGACUACUGAGGACACACAACAAGAGGCCGACACCGCUGACGAAAAAGAACCAGAGGCCGAGGUUACUGAGAUCACUGACUACAAUAAACAAGAGGCCAAUAUCUCUGAGAUAAAUGAAGAUAAGGAAUCAGAGGUCGGGGUGACUGAGAUAACUGAAAACAUGGAAGCCAAAGUCAGUGAGAUCACGGAAGACCAAUAUCAUGAGGGCGAACUGACUCAAAUUUAUGAAGACAAAGAACACGAGGGGAAGGUAACUGACAUCACUGAAUAUAAGGAAUCAGAGCCCGAGGUAACUGAGGACAAAGAACAUGAAGCCAAGGUCACUGACAUCACUGAACACAAGGAACCAGAGGCCGACGUUACUGAAGACAAGGAACCAGAAGCCGAGUUAUGUAAAAUGAUUGAGGACAAGGAACAUGAGACCAAGGUCACUGAUAGCACUCAAGAAAAGGAAUUAGAUGCCGAGGUGACUGAUAUAACUGAAGAUAUAAAAGCAGAGGCCAAAGUCACCGAUAUCACAGAAGGCAAGGAACCAGAACAAGAGGUCAUUGAGAUCAAUGAGGAAAAGGAACAAGAGGCAAAUGACAUCGAUAUCACUGAUGAUAACAAAUUAGAAGAAGAGGUCAUUGAAGAGAAGGAAUCAGAGGCCAUUAAGGACAAGGAACAAGAGGCCAAGGUCACUGAAAUCAAUGAAGGUAUACAACAAGAGGCCGAGGCUAAUGAAGCCAAGGAAUCUAAGGCCGAGGUAACUGAAAUCCCUGAUGUAAAGGAACAUGAGGUCAAGGUCACUGAGAUCUCUGAAGACCAAGAUCAAAGGGGCAAACUAGCUGAAAUUCCCGAAGAAAAUGAACACGAGGCGAGGGGGACUGAGAUCAGUGAAGACACACAGCAAGAGGCCGAGACUAAUGAAGACAAGAAAUUAGAGUCCGAGGUGACUGAGAUCAUUGAGGACAAGGAACAAGAGGGCAAGGUCACAGAAAUCAGUGAAGGCACACACCAAGAGGCCGAGGCUAAUGAAGACAAGGAACACGAUGCCGAGGUUACUGAAAUUCCUGAUAACAAGCAACAAGAGGUCAAGUUCACUGAAAACCAAGAUCAAGAGACGGAACUGACUGAAAUUCCCCAUAAAAAAGAACACGAGGCGAAGGUGACCGAUAUCAUUGAAUACAAGGAAUCAGACCCCGAGGUUACUGAGGACAAAGAACAUGAAGCCGAGGUCACUGACAUCACUGAACACAAGGAACCAGAGGCCGAAGUUACUGAAGACAAGGAACCAGAAGCCGAGUUGACUAAAAUCACUGAGGACAAGGAACAAGAGACCAAGGUCACUGAUAGCACUCAAGAAAAGGAAUUAGAAGCCGAGGUGACUGAUAUAACUGAAGAUAUAAAAGCAGAGGCCAAAGUCACCGAGAUCACAGAAGGCAAGGAACCAGAACAAGAGGUCAUUGAGAUCACUGAGGAAAGGGAACAAGAGGUAAAUGACAUCGAUAUUACUGAUGAUAAGAAAUUACAAGAAGAGGUCAAUGAAGAGAAUGAAUCAGAGGCCACUGAGGACAAGGAACAAGAGGCCAAGGUCACUGAAAUCAAUGAAGGUAUACAACAAGAGGCCGAGGCUUAUAGAGACAAGGAACCUGAGGCCGAGGUAACUGAAAUCCCUGAUGACAAGGAACAUGAGGUCAAGGUCACUGAGAUCUCUGAAGACCAAAAUCAAGAGGGCAAACUUACUGAAAUUCCCGAAGAAAAUGAACAUGAGGCGAGGGUGACUGAGAUCAGUGAAGACACAAAGCAAGAGGCCGAGACUUAUGAAGACAAGAAAUUAGAGUCCGAGGUGACUGAGAUCACUGAGGACAAGGAACAAGAGGCCAAGGUCACAGAAAUCAGUGAAGGCACACACCAAGAGGCCGGCGCUAAUGAAAACAAGGAACACGAUACCGAGGUUACUGAAAUUCCUGAUAACAAGCAACAAGAGGUCAAGGUCACUGAGGUCACUGAAAACCAAGAUCAAGAGACCGAACUGACUGAAAUUCCCCAUGAAAAAGAACACGAGGCGAAGGUGACUGAUAUCAUUGAAUACAAGGAAUCAGAGACCGAGGUUACUGAGGACAAGAAACAAGAGGUCAAGGACACCGACAUCACUGAAGACAAGAACCAAGAGGCCGUGGUUAAUGAAGACAAGCAACCAGAGGCCGAGUUGUCUAAGAUCACUGAUGACAAGGAACAAGAGGCCAUGGUCACUGAGAUCAGUGAAGACAGACCACAAGAGGCCGAGGCUAAUGAAGAUAAGGAACCAGAGGCCGAGGUAAGUGAGGUCACCGAGGACAAUGAAGAAGAGGCCAACCUUUCGGAGAUCAAUGAAGAUAAGGAAUUAGAGGCCGGGGUGAAUGAGACUAGUGAAGACACACAGCAAGAGGCCGACACCGCUGACGAAAAAGAACCAGAGGCCGAGGUUACUGAGAUCACUGACUACAAUAAACAAGAGGCCAAUAUCUCUGAGAUCAAUAAAGACAAAGAAUCAGAGGUCGGGGUGACUGAGAUAAUUGAAAACAUGGAAGCCAAAGUCAGUGAGAUCACGGAAGACCAAUAUCAAGAGGGCGAACUGACUCAAAUUCAUGAAGAAAAAGGACACGAGGGGAAGGUAACUGAUAUCACUGAAUACAAGGAAUCAGAGCCCGAGGUUACUGAGGACAAAGAACAUGAAGCCGAGGUCACUGACAUCACUGAACACAAGGAACCAGAGGCCGAGGUUACUGAAGACAAGGAACCAGAAGCCGAGUUGACUAAAAUCACUGAGGACAAGGAACAAGAGACCAAGGUCACUGAUAGCACUCAAGAAAAAGAAUUAGAAGCCGAGGUGUCUGAUAUACCUGAAAAUAUAAAAGCAGAGGCCAAAGUCAACGAGAUCACAGAAGGCAAGGAACCAGAACAAGAGGUCAUUGAGAUAACUGAGGAAAAGGAACAAGAGGCAAAUGAAAUCGAUAUCACUGAUGAUAACAAAUUAGAAGAAGAGGUCAUUGAAGAGAAGGAAUCAGAGGCCAUUAAGGACAAGGAACAAGAGGCCAAGGUCACUGAAAUCAAUGAAGGUAUACAACAAGAGGCCGAGGCUAAUGAAGCCAAGGAAUCUAAGGCCGAGGUAACUGAAAUCCCUGAUGUAAAGGAACAUGAGGUCAAGGUCACUGAGAUCUCUGAAGACCAAGAUCAAAGGGGCAAAAUAGCUGAAAUUCCUGAGGAGGCGAGGGGGACUGAGAUAAGUGAAGACACACAGCAAGAGGCCGAGACUAAUGAAGACAAGAAAUUAGAGUCCGAGGUGACUGAGAUCAUUGAGGACAAGGAACAAGAGGGCAAGGUCACAGAAAUCAGUGAAGGCACACACCAAGAGGCCGAGGCUAAUGAAGACAAGGAACACGAUGCCGAGGUUACUGAAAUUCCUGAUAACAAGCAACAAGAGGUCAAGUUCACUGAAAACCAAGAUCAAGAGACCGAACUGACUGAAAUUCCCCAUGAAAAAGAACACGAGGCGAAGGUGACCGAUAUCAUUGAAUACAAGGAAUCAGACCCCGAGGUUACUGAGGACAAAGAACAUGAAGCCGAGGUCACUGACAUCACUGAACACAAGGAACCAGAGGCCGAAGUUACUGAAGACAAGGAACCAGAAGCCGAGUUGACUAAAAUCACUGAGGACAAGGAACAAGAGACCAAGGUCACUGAUAGCACUCAAGAAAAGGAAUUAGAAGCCGAGGUGACUGAUAUAACUGAAGAUAUAAAAGCAGAGGCCAAAGUCACCGAGAUCACAGAAGGCAAGGAACCAGAACACGAGGUCAUUCAGAUCACUGAGGAAAACGAACAAGAGGCAAAUGACAUCGAUAUUACUGAUGAUAAGAAAUUACAAGAAGAGGUCAAUGAAGAGAAUGAAUCAGAGGCCACUGAGGACAAGGAACAAGAGGCCAAGGUCACUGAAAUCAAUGAAGGUAUACAACAAGAGGCCGAGGCUUAUAGAGACAAGGAACCAGAGGCCGAGGUAACUGAAAUCCCUGAUGACAAGGAACAUGAGGUCAAGGUCACUGAGAUCUCUGAAGACCAAGAUCAAGAGGGCAAACUUACUGAAAUUCCCGAAGAAAAUGAACACGAGGCGAGGCUGACUGAGAUCAGUGAAGACACACAGCAAGAGGCCGAGACUAAUGAAGACAAGAAAUUAGAGUCCGAGGUGACUGAGAUCACUGAGAACAUGGAACAAGAGGCCAAGGUCACAGAAAUCAGUGAAGGCACACACCAAGAGGCCGGCGCUAAUGAAAACAAGGAACACGAUACCGAGGUUACUGAAAUUCCUGAUAACAAGCAACAAGAGGUCAAGUUCACUGAGGUCACUGAAAACCAAGAUCAAGAGACCGAACUGACUGAAAUUCCCCAUGAAAAAGAACACGAGGCGAAGGUGACUGAUAUCAUUGAAUACAAGGAAUCAGAGACCGAGGUUACUGAGGACAAGAAACAAGAGGUCAAGGACACCGACAUCACUGAAGACAAGAACCAAGAGGCCGUGGUUAAUGAAGACAAGCAACCAGAGGCCGAGUUGUCUAAGAUCACUGAUGACAAGGAACAAGAGGCCAUGGUCACUGAGAUCAGUGAAGACAGACCACAAGAGGCCGAGGCUAAUGAAGAUAAGGAACCAGAGGCCGAGGUAAGUGAGGUCACCGAGGACAAUGAAGAAGAGGCCAACCUUUCGGAGAUCAAUGAAGAUAAGGAAUUAGAGGCCGGGGUGAAUGAGACUAGUGAAGACACACAGCAAGAGGCCGACACCGCUGACGAAAAAGAACCAGAUGCCGAGGUUACUGAGAUCACUGACUACAAUAAACAAGAGGCCAAUAUCUCUGAGAUCAAUAAAGACAAAGAAUCAGAGGUCGGGGUGACUGAGAUAACUGAAAACAUGGAAGCCAAAGUCAGUGAGAUCACGGAAGACCAAUAUCAAGAGGGCGAACUGACUCAAAUUCAUGAAGAAAAAGGACACGAGGGGAAGGUAACUGAUAUCACUGAAUACAAGGAAUCAGAGCCCGAGGUUACUGAGGACAAAGAACAUGAAGCCGAGGUCACUGACAUCACUGAACACAAGGAACCAGAGGCCGAGGUUACUGAAGACAAGAAACCAGAAGCCGAGUUGACUAAAAUCACUGAGGACAAGGAACAAGAGACCAAGGUCACUGAUAGCACUCAAGAAAAAGAAUUAGAAGCCGAGGUGUCUGAUAUACCUGAAAAUAUAAAAGCAGAGGCCAAAGUCAACGAGAUCACAGAAGGCAAGGAACCAGAACACGAGGUCAUUGAGAUAACUGAGGAAAAGGAACAAGAGGCAAAUGAAAUCGAUAUCACUGAUGAUAAGACAUUAGAAGAAGAGGUCAUUGAAAAGAAGGAAUCAGAGGCCACUGAGGACAAGGAACAAGAGGCCAAGGUCACUGAAGUCGAUGAAGGCAUACAACAAGAGGCCGAGGCUAAUGAAGACAAGGAACCUGAGGCCGAAGUAACUGAAAUCCCUUAUGACAAGGAACAUGAGGUUAAGGUCACUGAGAUCACUGCAGACCAAGAUCAAGAGGGCGAACUGACUGAAAUUCCUGAAGAAAAUAAACACGAGGCGAAGGUGACUGAGAUCAGUAAAGACACACAACAAGAGGCCAAGACUACUGAAGACAAGAAAUUAGACAUCGAGGCGACUGAGAUCACUGAGCACAAGAAACAAGAGGCCAUGGUCACAGAAAUCAGUGAAGGCACAAACCAAGAAGCCGAGGCUAUUGAAGACAAGGAACCAGAGGCCGAGGUAACUGAAAUCCCUGAUGACAAGGAACAUGAGGUCAAGGUCACUGAGAUCACUAAAGACCAAGAUCAAGAGAGCGAACCGACUGAAAUUCCCGAAGAAAAUGAACACGAGGCGAAGGUGAAAGAAAUUAGUGAAGACACACAGCAAGAGGCCGAGACUAAUGAAGACAAGAAAUUAGAGUCCGAGGUGACUGAGAUCACUGAGGACAAGAAACAAGAGGCCAAGGUCACAGAAAUCAGUGAAGGAACACACCAAGAGGCCGAGGCUAAUGAAGAAAAGGUACAAGAGGCCGAGGCAAAUGAAGACAAGGAACAAGAGGCCGAGGUUUCUGAAAAUCCUGAUAACAAGAAACAAGAGAUCACUGACUACAAUAAACAAGAGGCCAAUAUCUCUAAGAUCAAUGAAGAUAAGGAAUCAGAGGUCGUGGUGACUGAGAUAACUGAAAACAUGGAAGCCAAAGUCAGUGAGAUCACGGAAGACCAAUAUCAAGAGGGCGAACUGACUCAAAUUCAUGAAGACAAAGGACACGAGGGGAAGGUGACUGACAUCACUGAAUACAAGGAAUCAGAGCCCGAGGUUACUGAGGACAAAGAACAUGAAGCCGAUGUCACUGACAUCACUGAACACAAGGAACCAGAGGCCGAGGUUACUGAAGACAAGGAACCAGAAGCCGAGUUGACUAAAAUCACUGAGGACAAGGAACAAGAGACCAAGGUGUCUGAUAGCACUCAAGAAAAGGAAUUAGAAGCCGAGGUGACUGAUAUAACUGAAGAUAUAAAAGCAGAGGCCAAAGUCACCGAUAUCACAGAAGGCAAGGAACCAGAACACGAGGUCAUUGAGAUAACUGAGGAAAAGGAACAAGAGGCAAAUGACCUCGAUAUCACUGAUGAUAACAAAUUACAAGAAGAGGUCAUUGAAGGGAAGGAAUCAGAGGCCAUUAAGGACAAGAACCAAGAGGCCAAGGUCACUGAAAUCAAUGAAGGUAUACAACAAGAGGCCGAGGCUAAUGAAGACAAGGAACUUGAGGCCGAGGUAACUGAAAUCCCUGAUGAUAAGGAACAUGAGGUCAAGGUCACUGAGAUCUUUGAAGACCAAGAUCAAGAGGGCAAACUGACUGAAAUUCCCGAAGAAAAUGAACACGAGGCGAGGGUGACUGAGAUCAGUGAAGACACACAGCAAGAGGCCGAGACUAAUGAAGACAAAAAAUUAGAGUCCGAGAUGACUGAGAUCACUGAGGACAAGGAACAAGAGGCCAAGGUCACAGAAAUCAGUGAAGGCACACACCAAGAGGCCUGCGCUAAUGAAGACAAGGAACACGAUGCCGAGGUUACUGAAAUUCCUGAUAACAAGCAACAAGAGGUCAAGGUCACUGAGGUCACUGAAAACCAAGAUCAAAAUACCGAACUGACUGAAAUUCCCCCAGAAACAGAACACGAGGCGAAGGUGACUGAUAUCAUUGAAUACGAGGAAUCAGAGACCGAGGUUACUGAGGACAAGAAACAAGAGGUCAAGGACACAUACAUCAUUGAAGACAUGAACCAAGAGGCCGUGGUUAAUGAAGACAAGCAACCAGAGGCCGAGUUGUCUAAGAUCACUAAGGACAAGGAACAAGAGGCCAUGGUCACUGAGAUCAGUGAAGACAGAUCACAAGAGGCCGAGGCUAGUGAAGAUAAGGAACCAGAGGCCGAGGUAACUGAGAUCACCGAGGACAAGGAAGAAGAGGCCAACCUUUCGGAGAUCAAUGAAGAUAAGGAAUCAGAGGCCGGGGUGACUGAGACUACUGAGGACACACAACAAGUGGCCGACACCGCUGUCGAAAAAGAACCAGAGGCCGAGGUUACUGAGAUCACUGACUACAAUAAACAAGAGGCCAAUAUCUCUGAGAUCAAUAAAGACAAAGAAUCAGAGGUCGGGGUGACUGAGAUAACUGAAAACAUGGAAGCCAAAGUCAGUGAGAUCACGGAAGACCAAUAUCAAGAGGGCGAACUGACUCAAAUUCAUGAAGAAAAAGGACACGAGGGGAAGGUAACUGAUAUCACUGAAUACAAGGAAUCAGAGCCCGAGGUUACUGAGGACAAAGAACAUGAAGCCGAGGUCACUGACAUCACUGAACACAAGGAACCAGAGGCCGAGGUUACUGAAGACAAGGAACCAGAAGCCGAGUUGACUAAAAUCACUGAGGACAAGGAACAAGAGACCAAGGUCACUGAUAGCACUCAAGAAAAAGAAUUAGAAGCCGAGGUGUCUGAUAUACCUGAAAAUAUAAAAGCAGAGGCCAAAGUCAACGAGAUCACAGAAGGCAAGGAACCAGAACAAGAGGUCAUUGAGAUAACUGAGGAAAAGGAACAAGAGGCAAAUGAAAUCGAUAUCACUGAUGAUAAGACAUUAGAAGAAGAGGUCAUUGAAAAGAAGGAAUCAGAGGCCACUGAGGACAAGGAACAAGAGGCCAAGGUCACUGAAGUCGAUGAAGGCAUACAACAAGAGGCCGAGGCUAAUGAAGACAAGGAACCUGAGGCCGAAGUAACUGAAAUCCCUUAUGACAAGGAACAUGAGGUUAAGGUCACUGAGAUCACUGAAGACCAAGAUCAAGAGGGCGAACUGACUGAAAUUCCCGAAGAAAAUAAACACGAGGCGAAGGUGACUGAGAUCAGUAAAGACACACAACAAGAGGCCAAGACUACUGAAGACAAGAAAUUAGACAUCGAGGCGACUGAGAUCACUGAGCACAAGAAACAAGAGGCCAUGGUCACAGAAAUCAGUGAAGGCACAAACCAAGAAGCCGAGGCUAUUGAAGACAAGGAACCAGAGGCCGAGGUAACUGAAAUCCCUGAUGACAAGGAACAUGAGGUCAAGGUCACUGAGAUCACUAAAGACCAAGAUCAAGAGAGCGAACCGACUGAAAUUCCCGAAGAAAAUGAACACGAGGCGAAGGUGAAAGAAAUUAGUGAAGACACACAGCAAGAGGCCGAGACUAAUGAAGACAAGAAAUUAGAGUCCGAGGUGACUGAGAUCACUGAGGACAAGAAACAAGAGGCCAAGGUCACAGAAAUCAGUGAAGGAACACACCAAGAGGCCGAGGCUAAUGAAGAAAAGGUACAAGAGGCCGAGGCAAAUGAAGACAAGGAACAAGAGGCCGAGGUUUCUGAAAAUCCUGAUAACAAGAAACAAGAGGUCAAGGCCACUGAGGUCACUGAAACUCAAGACCAAGAGACCGAACUGACUGAAAUUCCCGAAGAAAAAGAACACGAGGUGAAGGUGACCGAUAUCAUUGAAUACAAGGAAUCAGAGACCGAGGUUACUGAGGACAAGAAACAAGAGGUCAAGGACACAGACAUCACUGAAGACAAGAACCAAGAAGCCGUGGUUAAUGAAGACAAGCAACCAGAGGCCGAUUUUACUAAGGUCACUGAGGACAAGGAACAAGAGGCCAUGGUCACUGAGAUCAAUGAAGACAGACCACAAGAGGCCGAGGCUAGUGAAGAUAAGGAACCAGAGGCCGAGGUAACUGAGAUCACCGAGGACAAGGAAGAAGAGGCCAACCUUUCGGAGAUCAAUGAAGAUAAAGAAUCAGAGGCCGGGGUGACUGAGACUACUGAGGACACACAACAAGAGGCCGACACCGCUGACGAAAAAGAACCAGAGGCCGAGGUUACUGAGAUCACUGACUACAAUAAACAAGAGGCCAAUAUCUCUAAGAUCAAUGAAGAUAAGGAAUCAGAGGUCGUGGUGACUGAGAUAACUGAAAACAAGGAAGCCAAAGUCAGUGAGAUCACGGAAGACCAAUAUCAAGAGGGCGAACUGACUCAAAUUCAUGAAGACAAAGGACACGAGGGGAAGGUGACUGACAUCACUGAAUACAAGGAAUCAGAGCCCGAGGUUACUGAGGACAAAGAACAUGAAGCCGAUGUCACUGACAUCACUGAACACAAGGAACCAGAGGCCGAGGUUACUGAAGACAAGGAACCAGAAGCCGAGUUGACUAAAAUCACUGAGGACAAGGAACAAGAGACCAAGGUGUCUGAUAGCACUCAAGAAAAGGAAUUAGAAGCCGAGGUGACUGAUAUAACUGAAGAUAUAAAAGCAGAGGCCAAAGUCACCGAUAUCACAGAAGGCAAGGAACCAGAACACGAGGUCAUUGAGAUAACUGAGGAAAAGGAACAAGAGGCAAAUGACAUCGAUAUCACUGAUGAUAACAAAUUACAAGAAGAGGUCAUUGAAGGGAAGGAAUCAGAGGCCAUUAAGGACAAGAACCAAGAGGCCAAGGUCACUGAAAUCAAUGAAGGUAUACAACAAGAGGCCGAGGCUAAUGAAGACAAGGAACUUGAGGCCGAGGUAACUGAAAUCCCUGAUGAUAAGGAACAUGAGGUCAAGGUCACUGAGAUCUUUGAAGACCAAGAUCAAGAGGGCAAACUGACUGAAAUUCCCGAAGAAAAUGAACACGAGGCGAGGGUGACUGAGAUCAGUGAAGACACACAGCAAGAGGCCGAGACUAAUGAAGACAAAAAAUUAGAGUCCGAGAUGACUGAGAUCACUGAGGACAAGGAACAAGAGGCCAAGGUCACAGAAAUCAGUGAAGGCACACACCAAGAGGCCUGCGCUAAUGAAGACAAGGAACACGAUGCCGAGGUUACUGAAAUUCCUGAUAACAAGCAACAAGAGGUCAAGGUCACUGAGGUCACUGAAAACCAAGAUCAAAAUACCGAACUGACUGAAAUUCCCCCAGAAACAGAACACGAGGCGAAGGUGACUGAUAUCAUUGAAUACAAGGAAUCAGAGACCGAGGUUACUGAGGACAAGAAACAAGAGGUCAAGGACACAUACAUCAUUGAAGACAUGAACCAAGAGGCCGUGGUUAAUGAAGACAAGCAACCAGAGGCCGAGUUGUCUAAGAUCACUAAGGACAAGGAACAAGAGGCCAUGGUCACUGAGAUCAGUGAAGACAGAUCACAAGAGGCCGAGGCUAGUGAAGAUAAGGAACCAGAGGCCGAGGUAACUGAGAUCACCGAGGACAAGGAAGAAGAGGCCAACCUUUCGGAGAUCAAUGAAGAUAAGGAAUCAGAGGCCGGGGUGACUGAGACUACUGAGGACACACAACAAGUGGCCGACACCGCUGUCGAAAAAGAACCAGAGGCCGAGGUUACUGAGAUCACUGACUACAAUAAACAAGAGGCCAAUAUCUCUGAGAUCAAUAAAGACAAAGAAUCAGAGGUCGGGGUGACUGAGAUAACUGAAAACAUGGAAGCCAAAGUCAGUGAGAUCACGGAAGACCAAUAUCAAGAGGGCGAACUGACUCAAAUUCAUGAAGAAAAAGGACACGAGGGGAAGGUAACUGAUAUCACUGAAUACAAGGAAUCAGAGCCCGAGGUUACUGAGGACAAAGAACAUGAAGCCGAGGUCACUGACAUCACUGAACACAAGGAACCAGAGGCCGAGGUUACUGAAGACAAGGAACCAGAAGCCGAGUUGACUAAAAUCACUGAGGACAAGGAACAAGAGACCAAGGUCACUGAUAGCACUCAAGAAAAAGAAUUAGAAGCCGAGGUGUCUGAUAUACCUGAAAAUAUAAAAGCAGAGGCCAAAGUCAACGAGAUCACAGAAGGCAAGGAACCAGAACAAGAGGUCAUUGAGAUAACUGAGGAAAAGGAACAAGAGGCAAAUGAAAUCGAUAUCACUGAUGAUAAGACAUUAGAAGAAGAGGUCAUUGAAAAGAAGGAAUCAGAGGCCACUGAGGACAAGGAACAAGAGGCCAAGGUCACUGAAGUCGAUGAAGGCAUACAACAAGAGGCCGAGGCUAAUGAAGACAAGGAACCUGAGGCCGAAGUAACUGAAAUCCCUUAUGACAAGGAACAUGAGGUUAAGAUCACUGAGAUCACUGAAGACCAAGAUCAAGAGGGCGAACUGACUGAAAUUCCCGAAGAAAAUAAACACGAGGCGAAGGUGACUGAGAUCAGUAAAGACACACAACAAGAGGCCAAGACUACUGAAGACAAGAAAUUAGACAUCGAGGCGACUGAGAUCACUGAGCACAAGAAACAAGAGGCCAUGGUCACAGAAAUCAGUGAAGGCACAAACCAAGAAGCCGAGGCUAUUGAAGACAAGGAACCAGAGGCCGAGGUAACUGAAAUCCCUGAUGACAAGGAACAUGAGGUCAAGGUCACUGAGAUCACUAAAGACCAAGAUCAAGAGAGCGAACCGACUGAAAUUCCCGAAGAAAAUGAACACGAGGCGAAGGUGAAAGAAAUUAGUGAAGACACACAGCAAGAGGCCGAGACUAAUGAAGACAAGAAAUUAGAGUCCGAGGUGACUGAGAUCACUGAGGACAAGAAACAAGAGGCCAAGGUCACAGAAAUCAGUGAAGGAACACACCAAGAGGCCGAGGCUAAUGAAGAAAAGGUACAAGAGGCCGAGUCUAAUGAAGACAAGGAACAAGAGGCCGAGGUUACUGAAAAUCCUGAUAACAAGAAACAAGAGGUCAAGGCCACUGAGGUCACUGAAACUCAAGACCAAGAGACCGAACUGACUGAAAUUCCCGAAGAAAAAGAACACGAGGUGAAGGUGACCGAUAUCAUUGAAUACAAGGAAUCAGAGACCGAGGUUACUGAGGACAAGAAACAAGAGGUCAAGGACACAGACAUCACUGAAGACAAGAACCAAGAAGCCGUGGUUAAUGAAGACAAGCAACCAGAGGCCGAUAUUACUAAGGUCACUGAGGACAAGGAACAAGAGGCCAUGGUCACUGAGAUCAAUGAAGACAGACCACAAGAGGCCGAGGCUAGUGAAGAUAAGGAACCAGAGGCCGAGGUAACUGAGAUCACCGAGGACAAGGAAGAAGAGGCCAACCUUUCGGAGAUCAAUGAAGAUAAAGAAUCAGAGGCCGGGGUGACUGAGACUACUGAGGACACACAACAAGAGGCCGACACCGCUGACGAAAAAGAACCAGAGGCCGAGGUUACUGAGAUCACUGACUACAAUAAACAAGAGGCCAAUAUCUCUAAGAUCAAUGAAGAUAAGGAAUCAGAGGUCGUGGUGACUGAGAUAACUGAAAACAUGGAAGCCAAAGUCAGUGAGAUCACGGAAGACCAAUAUCAAGAGGGCGAACUGACUCAAAUUCAUGAAGACAAAGGACACGAUGGGAAGGUGACUGACAUCACUGAAUACAAGGAAUCAGAGCCCGAGGUUACUGAGGACAAAGAACAUGAAGCCGAGGUCACUGACAUCACUGAACACAAGGAACCAGAGGCCGAGGUUACUGAAGACAAGGAACCAGAAGCCGAGUUGACUAAAAUCACUGAGGACAAGGAACAAGAGACCAAGGUGUCUGAUAGCACUCAAGAAAAGGAAUUAGAAGCCGAGGUGACUGAUAUAACUGAAGAUAUAAAAGCAGAGGCCAAAGUCACCGAUAUCACAGAAGGCAAGGAACCAGAACACGAGGUCAUUGAGAUAACUGAGGAAAAGGAACAAGAGGCGAAUGACAUCGAUAUCACUGAUGAUAACAAAUUACAAGAAGAGGUCAUUGAAGGGAAGGAAUCAGAGGCCAUUAAGGACAAGAACCAAGAGGCCAAGGUCACUGAAAUCAAUGAAGGUAUACAACAAGAGGCCGAGGCUAAUGAAGACAAGGAACUUGAGGCCGAGGUAACUGAAAUCCCUGAUGAUAAGGAACAUGAGGUCAAGGUCACUGAGAUCUUUGAAGACCAAGAUCAAGAGGGCAAACUGACUGAAAUUCCCGAAGAAAAUGAACACGAGGCGAGGGUGACUGAGAUCAGUGAAGACACACAGCAAGAGGCCGAGACUAAUGAAGACAAAAAAUUAGAGUCCGAGAUGACUGAGAUCACUGAGGACCAGGAACAAGAGGCCAAGGUCACAGAAAUCAGUGAAGGCACACACCAAGAGGCCGGCACUAAUGAAGACAAGGAACAAGAGGCCGAGGUUACUGAAAUUCCUGAUAACAAGCAACAAGAGGUCAAGGUCACUGAUGUCACUGAAAACCAAGAUCAAGAGACCGAACUGACUGUAAUUCCCCCAGAAAAAGAACACGAGGCGAAGGUGACUGAUAUCAUCGAAUACAAGGAAUCAGAGACCGAGGUUAUUGAGGACAAGAAACAAGAGGUCAAGGACACAGACAUCACUGAAAACAAGAACCAAGAGGCCGAGGUUAAUGAAGACAAGCAACAAGAGGCCGAGUUGUCUAAGAUCACUAAGGGCAAAGAACAAGAGGCCAAGGUCACAGAAAUCAGUGAAUGCACACACCAAGAGGCCGAGGCUAAUGAAGACAAGGAACACUAUGCCGAGGUCACUGAAAUUCCUGAUAACAAGCAACAAGAGGUCAAGGUCACUGAGGUCACUGAAAACCAAGAUCAAGAGACCGAACUGACUGAAAUUCCCCCAGAAAAAGAACACGAGGCGAAGGUGACUGAUAUCAUUGAAUACAAGGAAUCAGAGACCGAGGUUACUGAGGACAAGAAACAAGAGGUCAAGGACACAUACAUCACUGAAGACAAGAACCAAGAGGUCGUGGUUAAUGAAGACAAGCAACCAGAGACCGAGUUGUCUAAGAUCACUGAGGACAAGGAACAAGAGGCCGUGGUCACUGAGAUCAGUGAAGACAGACCACAAGAGGCCGAGGCUAGUGAAGAUAAGGAACCAGAGGCCGAGGUAAAUGAGAUCACCGAGAACAAGGAAGAAGAGGCCAACCUUUCGGAGAUCAAUGAAGAUAAGGAAUCAGAGGCAGGGGUGACUGAGACUACUGAGGACACACAACAAGUGGCCUACACCGCUGUCGAAAAAGAACCAGAGGCCGAGGUUACUGAGAUCACUGACUACAAUAAACAAGAGGCCAAUAUCUCUGAGAUCAAUGAAGAUAAGGAAUCAGAGGCCGGGGUGACUGAGACUACUGAGGACACACAACAAGUGGCCGACACCGCUGUCGAAAAAGAACCAGAGGCCGAGGUUACUGAGAUCACUGACUACAAUAAACAAGAGGCCAAUAUCUCUGAGAUCAAUGAAGACAAGGAAUCAGAGGUUAGGGUGACUGAGAUAACUGAAAACAUGGAAGCCAAAGUCAGUGAGAUCACGGAAGACCAAUAUCAAGAGGGCGAACUGACUCAAAUUCAUGAAGACAAAGGACACAAGGGGGAGGUAACUGACAUCACUGAAUACAAGGAAUCAGAGACCGAGGUUACUGAGGACAAAGAACAUGAAGCCGAGGUCACUGACAUCACUAAACACAAGGAACCAGAGGCCGAGGUUACUGAAGACAAGGAACCAGAAGCCGAGUUGACUAAAAUCACUGAGGACAAGGAACAAGAGACCAAUGUCACUGAUAGCACUCAAAAAAAGGAAUUAGAAGCCGAGGUGACUGAUAUAACUGAAGAUAUAAAAGCAGAGGCCAAAGUCACCGAUAUCACAGAAGGCAAGGAACCAGAACACGAGGUCAUUGAGAUAACUGUGGAAAAGGAACAAGAGGCAAAUGACAUCGAUAUUACUGAUAAUAAGAAAUUAGAAGAAGAGGUCAUUGAAGAGAAGGAAUCAGAGGCCAUUGAGGACAAGGAACAAGAGGCCAAGGUCACUGAAAUCAAUAAAGGCAUACAACAAGAGGCCGAGGCUAAUAAAGACAAGGAACCUGAGACCGAGGUAACUGAAAUCCCUGAUGACAAGAAACAUGAGAUCAAGGUCACUGAGAUAUCUGAAGACCAAGAUCAAGAGACGAAACUGACUGAAAUUCCCGAAGAAAAUGAUCACGAGGCGAGGCUGACUGAGAUCAGUGAAGACACACAGCAAGAGGCCGAGACUAAUGAAGACAAGAAAUUAGAGUCCGAGGUGACUGAGAUCAAUGAGGACAAGGAACAAGGGGCCAAGGUCACAGAAAUCAGUGAAGGCACACACCAAGAGGCCUGCGCUAAUGAAGACAAGGAACAAGAUGCCGAGGUUACUGAAAUUCCUGAUAACAAGCAACAAGAGGUCAAGGUCACUGAGGUCGCUGAAAACCAAGAUCAAGAGGGCAAACUGACUGAAAUUCCCGAAGAAAAUGAACACGAGGCGAGGGUGACUGAUAUCAUUGAAUACAAGGAAUCAGAGACCGAGGUUACUGAGGACAAGAAACAAGAGGUCAAGGACACCGACAUCACUGAAGACAAGAACCAAGAGGCCGUGGUUAUUGAAGACAAGCAACCAGAGGCCGAGUUGUCUAAGAUCACUGAGGACAAGGAACAAGAGGCCAUGGUCACUGAGAUCAGUGAAGACAGACCACAAGAGGCCGGGGCUAGUGAAGAUAAGGAACCAGAGGCCGAGGUAACUGAGAUCACCGAGGACAAGGAAGAAGAGGCCAACCUUUCGGAGAUCAAUGAAGAUAAGGAAUCAGAGGCCGGGUUGACUGAGACUACUGAGGACACACAACAAAUGGCCGACACCGCUGUCGAAAAAGAACCAGAGGCCGAGGUUACUGAGAUCACUGACUACAAUAAACAAGAGGCCAAUAUCUCUGAGAUUAUUUUUGACAAGGAAUCAGAGGUCAGGGUGACUGAGAUAACUAAAAACAUGGAAGCCAAAGUCAGUGAGAUCACGGAAGACCAAUAUCAAGAGGGCGAACUGACUCAAAUUCAUGAAGACAAAGGACACGAGGGGGAGGUAACUGAUAUCACUGAAAACAAGGAAUCAGAGCCCGAGGUUACUGAGGACAAAGAACAUGAAGCCGAAGUCACUGACAUAACUGAACACAAGGAACCAGAGGCCAAGGUUACUGAAGAGAAGGAACCAGAAGCCGAGUUGACUGAAAUCACUGAGGACAAGGAACAAGAGACCAAGGUCACUGAUAGCACUCAAGAAAAGGAAUUAGAAGCCGAGGUCACUGACAUCACUGAACACAAGGAACCAGAGGCCGAGGUUACUCAAGACAAGGAACCAGAAGCCGAGUUGACUAAAAUCACUGAGGACAAGGAACAAGAGACCAAGGUCACUGAUAACAUUCAAGAAAAGGAAUUAGAAGCCGAGGUGACUGAUAUACCUGAAGAUAUAAAAGCAGAGGCCAAAGUCACCGAGAUCACAGAAGGCAAGGAACCAGAACACGAGGUCAUUGAGAUCACUGAGGAAAAGGAACAAGAGGCAAAUGACAUCGAUAUUACUGAUAAUAAGAAAUUAGAAGAAGAGGUCAUUAAAGAGAAGGAAUCAGAGGCCACUGAGGACAAGGAACAAGAGGCCAAGGUCACUGAAAUCAAUGAAGGCAUACAACAAGAGGCCGAGGCUUAUAAAGACAAGGAACCUGAGGCCGAGGUAACUGAAAUCCCUGAUGACAAGAAACAUGAGGUCAAGGUCACUGAGAUCUCUGAAGACCAAGAUCAAGAGGGCAAACUGACUGAAAUUCCCGAAGAAAAUGAACACGAGGCGAGGGUGACUGAUAUCAGUGAAGACACACAGCAAGAGGCCGAGACUAAUGAAGACAAGAAAUUAGAGUCCGAGGUGACUGAGAUCACUGAGGACAAGGAACAAGGGGCCAAGGUCACAGAAAUCAGUGAAGGCACACACCAAGAGGCCUGCGCUAAUGAAGACAAGAAAAAAGAUGCCGAGGUUACUGAAAUUCCUGAUAACAAGCAACAAGAGGUCAAGGUCACUGAGGUCACUGAAAACCAAGAUCAAGAGACCGAACUGACUGAAAUUCCCCCAGAAAAAGAACACGAGGCGAAGAUGACUGAUAUCAUUGAAUACAAGGAAUCAGAGACCGAGGUUACUGAGGACAAGAAACAAGAGGUCAAGGACACCGACAUCACUGAAGACAAGAACCAAGAGACCGUGGUUAAUGAAGACAAGCAACCAGAGGCCGAGUUGUCUAAGAUCACUGAGGACAAGGAACAAGAGGCCAUGGUCACUGAGAUCAGUGAAGACAGACCACAAGAGGCCGAGGAUAAUGAAGAUAAGGAACCAGAGGCCGAGGUAAGUGAGGUCACCGAGGACAAUGAAGAAGAUGCCAACCUUUCGGAGAUCAAUGAAGAUAAGGAAUCAGAGGCUGGGGUGCCUGAGACUACUGAGGACACACAACAAGAGGCCGACACCGCUGACGAAAAAGAACCAGAGGCCGAGGUUACUGAGAUCUCUGACUACAAUAAACAAGAGGCCAAUAUCUCUGAGAUCAAUAAAGACAAGGAAUCAGAGGUCGGGGUGACUGAGAUAACUGAAAACAUGGAAGCCAAAGUCAGUGAGAUCACGGAAGACCAAUAUCAAGAGGGCGAACUGACUCAAAUUCAUGAAGACAAAGGACACGAGGGGAAGGUUACUGAUAUCACUGAAUACAAGGAAUCAGAACCCGAGGUUACUGAGGACAAAGAAAAUGAAGCCGAGGUGACUGACAUCACUGAACACAAGGAACCAGAGGCCGAAGUUACUGAAGACAAGGAACCAGAAGCCGAGUUGACUAAAAUCACUGAGGACAAGGAACAAGAGAUCAAGGUCACUGAUAGCACUCAAGAAAAGGAAUUAGAAGCCGAGGUGACUGAUAUAACUGAAGAUGUAAAAGCAGAGGCCAAAGUCACCGAGAUCACAGAAGGCAAGGAACCAGAACAAGAGGGCAUUGAGAUAACUGAGGAAAAGGAACAAGAGGCAAAUGACAUCAAUAUCACUGAUGAUAAGACAUUAGAAAAAGAGGGCAUUGAAGAGAAGGAAUCAGAGGCCAUUAAGGACAAGGAACAAGAGGCCAAGGUCACUGAAAUCAAUGAAGGUAUACAACAAGAGGCCGAGGCCGAGGUAACUGAAAUCCCUGAUGACAAGGAACAUGAGGUCAAAGUCACUGAGAUCUCUGAAGACCAAGUUCAAGAGGGCAAACUGACUGAAAUUCCCGAAGAAAAUGAACACGAGGCGAGGGUGACUGAGAUCAGUGAAGACACACAGCAAGAGGCCGAGACUAAUGAAGACAAAAAAUUAGAGGCCGAGGUGACUGAGACCACUAAGGACAAGGAACAAGAGGCCAAGGUCACAGAAAUCAGUGAAGGCACACACCAAGAGGCCGAGGCUUAUGAAAAAAAGGAACAAGAGGUGGAGGUAACUGAAAUCCCUGAUCACAUGCAACAAGUGGUCAAGGUCACAAAAAUUACUAAAAACAAAGAUCAAGAAAGCGAACUGACUGAAAUUCCCGAAGAAAAAGAACACGAGGCGAAGGUGACUGAUAUCAUUGAAUACAAGGAAUCAGAGACCGAGGUUACUGAGGACAAGAAACAAGAGGUCAAGGAUACUGAGAUCAGUGAAGACAAGAACCAUGAGGCCGUGAUAACUGAAGAUAAGCAACCAGAGGCCGAUUUAACUAAAAUCAUUAAGGACAAGGAACAAAAGGCCAAGGUCACUGAGGUGAGUGAAGACACACAACAAAAGGCCGAGGCUAAUGAAGACAAGGAACCAGAAGCCGAUGUAUUUGAGAUCACUGAGGAUAAGGAACAAGUGGCCGAAGUAACUGAGAUGAGUGAAGGCUCAAAACAAGAGGCCGAGGCUCAUAAAGACAAGGAACAAGAGGCAGAGGUAACUGAGAUCACUAAGGACAAGGAAGAAGAAGCCAAGCUCUCUGAGAUCUAUGAAGACAAGGAAUCAGACGCCGAGGUGACAGAGAUAACUAAAGACAUGGAAGCCAAAGUCAGUGAGAUCACGGAAGACCAAGAUCAAGAGGACGAACUAUCUGAAAGUCCUGAAGACAAAGGACACGAGGGGAAGGUAACUGAUAUCACUGAAUACAAGGAAUCAGAUCCCGAGGUUACUGAGGACAAAGAACAUGAGGCCGAGGUCACUGACAUCACUGAACACAAGGAACCAGAGGCAGAGGUUAAUGAAGACAAGAAACCAGAAGCCGAGUUGACUAAAAUCACUGAGGACAAGGAACAAGAGACCAAGGUAACUGAUGACACUAAAGAAAAGAAAUUAGAAGCCGAGGUGACUGAUAUAACUGAAGAUAUGAAAGCAGAGGCCAAAGUCACCGAGAUCACAGAAGGCAAGGACCCAGAACACGAGGUCAUUGAUAUCACUGAGGAAAAGAAACAAGAGGCAAAUGACAUCGAUAUCACUGAUGAUAAGAAAUUAGAAGAAGAGGUCAUUGAAGAGAAGGAAUCAGAGGCCAUUGAGGACAAGGAACAAGAGGCCAAGGUCACUGAAAUUAGUGAAGGUAUACAACAAGAGGCCGAGGCUAAUGAAGACAAGUUACCAGAGGCCGAGGUAACUGAAAUCCCUGAUGAGAAGGAACAUGAGGUGAAGUGCACUGAGAUCACUGAAGACCAAGAUCAAGAGGGCGAACUGACUGAAAUUCCCCAAGAAAAUGAACACGAGGCGAAGGUGACUGAGAUCAGUAAAGACACACAACAAGAGGCCGAGACUUGUGAAGACAAGGAUCCAGAGGCCGCGGUUACUGACAUCACAAAACACAAGGAACAAGAGGCCAAGCUUACUGCGAUCAGUGAAGACAAAAAACAAGAGGCAUUGACUACUGAAUACAAUGAGCCAGAGACCGAAGUCAUUGAGAUCUGUGAGAACAAGGAACAAGAGGCCAAGGUCACUGCGAUCACUGACGAUAAUGAAUCAGAGACUGAGAUCACUGAGAUAUAUGAAGACAUUGAAGAAGUAACAAAGGUCAAUGAGAUCACUAAAGACGAGAUACCAGAAUCCGAGGUCACCGAGUUAACUGAAGACAGGGAACCAGAGGCGAAGGUCACUGAGAUAACUCACAAAAUAGAACAAGAGGUAGAGGUCGCUGAGAUCAUGGAAUACAAGCAAUCAGAAUCCGACAUCAUUGAGAUCACUGAAGACAAUGAAAAAGAGGACAAGAUCACUGAGAUCAUUGAAGAGAAAAGACCAGAGGUCACUGAAAACAAGGAAGUAGAGAACGAGGUCACUGCGCUCAUGGAGGACGUGAAACAAGAGGCCAAGGUCACUGAGAUUUGUGAAGACAAAGAACAGGAGGCCUUAAAUACUAAAUGCAAGGAACUAGAGGCCGAGAUCACUAAGAACACUGAGAAAGAGAAACAAGAGGUCAACGUUACGGAGAUCACUGAAGACCAAGAACAAGCGGGCGAUCUGAUUGAGAUCUUUGACGAUAAUGAAGAAGAGGCGAAUGUUACAGUGAUCACUGACGACCAGGAACCGAAGGCCGUGGUGACUGAGAUAACUGAAGACCAACAACCAAAGGGUGAACAGACUGCGAUCCCUGAAUACAAUAAAAAAGAAGCAAAAUUCACUGAGAUCACUGAAGAACUAGAACAAGAGUCUUUGGUCAUUCAGGAAAAGAAACAAGAGUCAAUAGUUGCUGGGGACAGGGGACAAGAGGCCGAGGUCACUCAGAUUUGUGAAGACAUAGAACAAGAGUCCGAAACUACUGAAUCCAAGAAACCGAAGGUCGAGGUCACUGACAUCACCGAGGACUAUGAACGAACGUCCAAUGUCACUGAGAUCACUGAAGACCAAGAACAAGACGGCGAACAAACUGAGAUCCCUGAAGACAAUGAACAAGAGGCGAAGGUCACUAAGAUCACAAAAGAAAUAGAACAAGAUUCCUUAGUCACUGAAGUUAAGAAACCAAAGUCAAUGGCCACUGAAGAUAGGGAACCAGACGUUGAGAUCACUGAGAUCACAAUGAAAGGGGAAAAAGAGGUCGAGGUCUCUAAAAUCACUGAAGGCCAAGAACAGCAGGUAGGACUGACUGACACAUUAGAAGACAAUAAACAAGAAGCUGUUGUAACUGUGAUCAACGAUAACAAGGAACUGGAAGCCGGGGUAACUGAGAUCACUGACAACAAGAAACAAGAGACCAAGGUCCAUGUGAUCACUGAAAACAAUGAACAAGAGGCCGAAAUUACUAAAGACAAUGACCCAGAUGCCGAGAUUACUGAGAUUACUGAGGACAAGGAACAAGAAGCCAAGGUCACUAAGAUCAGUGAAGACCAACAACCAGAGGCCGAGGUGACUGAGAUCCCUGAAGGCAAUGAACAAAAGGCGAAGGUCACUGAGAUCUCUGAAGAAAUAGAACAAGAUAACUUGGUCACUGAAAACGAAAACCCAAAGUCAAUGGACACUGAAGACAGGGAACCAGGGUUUGACGUCACUGAGAUCCAAAAUGACAAAGAACAAGAAUCCUUGAAUACUGAAGACAAGGAGCUAGAGGCAGAGGUCACUGAGAUCACUAAAGUUAAGGAACCAGAAGCCGAUGUGACUGGGACAAUUAAAGACAAUGAUUCAAAUGCCGAGGUUAUUAAGAGCAUGGAGGAUAGAGAACAAGAUGCCGAUGCUACUGAAAACAUAAAAGACAAUGCUUCAGGGGUAAAGAGCACAGAGAUUGUAGAAGUGAAUAAACAGGAGACCGAUGUCACUGAGAUCACCGAAUACCAUGAAAAAGAGGCCGAGAUCACUGACGUCAUGGAACCAGAGACCGAAAUCACUGAAGACAGGGAACCAGAGGCCGAGGUCAAUGAAAUCUCUGAACACAAAAAAAUAGAGGCCGGGAUCACUGAGAUAACUGAAGACAUGGUAAAGGAGACAAAUGUCACUAAUAUCACUGAAGACAAGGAACCAGAAACCGAGGUCACUGGGAUCACUGAAGACAAUGAUCAUGAGGAAACGGUCACUGAAAUAACUGAAAACCAGGAACAAGAGAAAGGGGUCACUGAGAUCACUGAAGAAAACAAACAAGAGGUCAAGUUCACUGACAUACUUGAAAACAAUGAAUCAGAAGACGAGGUCACUGGGAUCAUUUUAGAGCAGGAACUAGAAGCCAGGCCCACCAAAGAAACGGAUUCAGAAGGCGUGGUUACUAAGAUGACUGAAAUCAAUAUACCAGAGACCGAUGUCACUGAGAUCACUGACGACAAGGAACAGCAGACCGAUGUCACUAAGAUUAUGGGAGACAAGGAACAAGAGGCCGAUGUUACUGAAGACAAGGAACCAAAUGUCCAGGUCAAUAAGGUCACUGUGAACAAUGAGCAAGAUGCCAAGGUCACUGGGAUCACUGAAGAGAAGAAAGAAGUGAACAUUGCUUCUAAAGGUAAGGAACCCGAGUCCGAAAUUACUGAGGACCAGGAAAAUGAAAAAAAUGUCACUGUAAAGAAGGAAAUGGAUACCACAUUCAGUGAAGACAAAGAACCCGAAAUCGCUGAGGACAAGAAUGUCGAAGCAAUUAUUACAGAAGAGAAACAACUAGAGGCCGAUAUAAUUGAAGACAAGAAUGUCGAAGCAAUUAUUACAGAAGAGAAACAACUGGAGGCCGAUAUAAUUGAAGACAAAACGGUCAGAGCAAUUUUGACUGAAGAGAAUGAACCCGACACCGAAGAAAUAACUAGUAGUGACGGAAAGGAAUCUUAUAUCACUCAGGACAAGGAUGUCAAAAUCAUGGUCGCUAAAGCGAAGGAAUCUGAAAACGAAAUCAGUGAAUACAAUGAGGUCGAAACCAUUGUAAAUGAAGAAAAUGAACCCCAAGCAGACAUCACUGGGGACAAUGAGGUCGAAGCCAUUGUGGUUGACGAAAACGAAUCCGAGCCCGUGAUCACAAAUUCCAAGGAGCUCCAAGUCAUUGUCACUGAAGAGAAUGAAGCCGAGGCUGAAAUGACUGAAGACAACGAGGUCACAGCCAUUGUGGCUGAAGAAAAAACAACCGAGGCGGAGAUCACGGAGGACAAGGAGCUCGAAGCCAUUGUCACUGAAGAGAAUGAAUCUGAGGCCGAAAUUAAUGAAGACAUGGAUGUUGAAACCAUUGUGACUAUAAAGAAGGAACCCGAGGACGAUAUCACUGAAGACACCGAUGACGAAACCCUUGUCAAAGACAACAAUGAAUCUGAAGCCGAAAUCACUGAAGACAAUAAGGUCGAUAUCGUUGUAACUGAAGAGAAAGAAAACGAAGCCAAGAUCACUAUUGGCAAGGUGCUCGAAACCAUUGUCACUGACGAGAUGAUACUAGGUACCGAAAUAAUCGAAGACAAGGAGGUCGAAGCCAUUGUGACUAAAGAGAAGGAACUCGAAGGCGACACCAGUGACGACAAAGAAGAGGAAGCUAUUGUCAUUGGUGAUAAAAACAUUGAGACUGAUGCCGCAUUCAAUAAGGAAGUCGAAGCGAUUAUCAAUGUAAAUAAUGAGUAUGUUGCUAAUGUAAUUGAAAGCAGAAAAGUUUCAAAGGGCGAUAAAGAUCUCGAGUCUGAAGCUGCUCCCGAUACUAAUGUCAAAGCCAUUGUCGCUGUCGAUAAGGAACAUGCCGACAUCUGUAAAGACAAGCAAUCUGAAGCCACGAUCACUGAAGACAAAGAAACGGAGGCCGUACUCACUUACGAAAAUGAGAUCAGAGUUAUUGUUACUAGCGAGAAGGAAGCGGAGGCAGAGCUCAACGAAAUCCUGUAUAGUGAUGGCGAUAACGACACAUACGCGGAUACGUUUGAAUCUUUAUCCGAAAACACGUCGACACAGCAAAUUACGAAUACCAAGAACACUAAAAUCACAUACGAAGACACCGAUGGUAAAUACAACUUUGGCAAGGAAGUCGAUGUUAUAAUUUCUCAAGAAAAUAAUAACAAGGUCGCAGAAGAGAGACAAACUGACCAAGAUUUUUCGGAAGACAACAAAACUGAUGCCGACAUGAGAAUAGAGAAAGUGACAGAAAACGAGUUUACUGAUGACAAUAAUAUCGAACAAGGUUUUAUUGAUCAAUUUGAACAAAUAAUAUUUGAGAUUGAAAAUGAGGAACACAUAGAUCAUGUGGAUAAAAUAAAAGAAAACGAACAAUCAAAGCGCACCUCUGACGAAGAGAAUACCCUCAUUACAAUGGAACAUGAUAUCACAGAAUAUAGUCAAGUAGAUAUUUCUGAAAACGAAUACAUUUCAAAUGGAGAAAAAUCACAAAAGUCUGACAAAUCAGAUGACAAAGAACCAAAACUGGAUAUCAUAAAAGAUAAAGAACCAAAACGUAUCACAGAUUGUGAUACAGAAGUCACCAAAGACAAAGAAGGUAUGGAAAACAAAGAAUCAACACCUAAUAUAAUCGCAGUUUAUAAUGGGAAAGCAUCUGAAACCGACAUUACCGAUAACAACACACAUGAGGUAGACUUUACACAAGUCGGUACUCCGGAAGAUCAGAACAACUGUUUCGAACCUGUGAACACAGCAGAAAAACUAUCCGAGAUCCAAAUGGAAGGCAACAUAGUAGAACUCAACGAAUCAGAACACAAAAUUGAUGAGCUAAAUGUCACUGAAUUGACAGAAACCGAAGUCAUGAAGAUCGAAGAGGCUCACCAAAUUGCCAAAGAAUUAGUUGAGAAAAUAUUCCAAGAACUCCUAGAACAAAAUCAUGUAGAUUUAGAUGACAUAGAAACAGAAACCAGUUUCACUGUAGAAAAAGAGCCCGCAGAUACUAUCAAAGGAGACGAUAAGCCAAAACCACUUAGCGGAAAUGUAACCGGAUCCAAUGUCUCAAUUGACAAUAUGCCAAAAGAUGAUGUUUCAGAGGACAAAAACAUCUAUCCAGAAAUUAUAGAGACCAAAGCGUCAGAUUCGGAAGAUGUAGAUAUCAGAAGGCUGGAAAAUGACAUAGACGAUCAUGUCUCUAAAAUGUCCACGCUGUCAGAUAUAACGUCAAAGGAGCUGUAUUCUUACGAGGAAACCCCACUGUCCGCGAGGUCAACAAAUAGUGAUGACGUCACUGACACAUACACCGAUACUUUUGAGUCAUUGUCGGAAAACCUAUCUUCACAGCAAGGCACAGACACGAAAGUAAUGAAGACAUCAAACGAAGCCAUGCUUACCGGGAAGUCUUUACUUAGCUCCGAGUUGCUUUUCAGGAACCAGAAGAAAUCUUCAUUGUCCGAUUUUGAAGACCUACCGCUUGAAUAA